AUGUUCCUGCGCCCUUUUGCGUCAACUUCAACGUUGCCGCCAACGAUCCGGCAGCUACUGUCUUCCCUGCAACCGACUGGCCAGGCGACUAAAGUACAAUUGAGUGGUUGGAUCAAAUCUGUGCGAAGACAGAAAAAUGUCACUUUCGCGGUGAUUAACGAUGGAAGUUGUGCUUCCGGCCUGCAAGCAGUCUUGAAGCCAGAUGCUACCCCACACAACUUGACCAAUGGUGCCAGUGUCCGCAUUUGUGGCAAUCUGGUCCAAAGCUUAGGCCGCGGACAGUCAUAUGAACUGCAAUUACGUGCCUACCCUAUCCAGAAGCAAGCCCUACCCGUGGAAUUUCUAAGGGACAAUGCCCAUCUGAGGGCCCGAACAGAUAUCAAUGCUGCUAUGCUCCGUCUACGUGACUCUGUCCUCCGGACGUUACGUAGUUAUUAUGAGGCCCAAGAUUUCCAUUACGUGCACACGCCCAUUCUGACUUCAAACGAUUGUGAGGGUGGCGGUGAAACGUUUCGUGUCUCGCCCGCUUCUUCCGCCCCUUCUUCAGGGCAAUCGCCCGAUCCGAGCGCACAAGCCGAGUUCUUCUCCCAGCCGACAUAUCUUACUGUGUCUUCGCAACUUCACCUGGAGGUCCUUGCUGCUUCCCUCUCUCGGGUUUACACGCUUUCGCCUUGCUUCCGGGCAGAACGUUCUCAAACGAAUAGGCACCUCGCGGAAUUCUGGAUGCUCGAAGCUGAAUGGGCAUUUAUUAACCACGUCGGGGACGUAUGCUAUGUGGUCGAGGAGUCUCUGAAAAAUGUCCUCCUUCAGUGUCGAUCAGAAAACGCACUCCUUUGGAAAGAUGGCGAUGAAGCAAAACUCAAAUCUCUGGAAGAUGCAUCGCGCCCAGGAAUUCCCUGGACACGCAUGUCAUACACUGAUGCUGUAAAGGAGUUGCAGAAAUACCAAUCUUCUUCUCGAGUUGGAUUCGAAUUCCAGCCUGCAUGGGGGAAAGCAUUGCAAAGCGAGCAUGAGCGUUGGCUUUCGGAACGACUUGUCGGCGGCCCUGUAUUUGUCACAGACUACCCAACCUCCCUGAAACCAUUCUAUAUGCGAGCCAAUGAUGACGGGAAAACUGUAGCAUGCUUUGAUCUUUUAGUUCCUUUCAUCGGCGAACUCGUUGGUGGGUCGCUCAGAGAAGAGAGAUCCUCUCAUUUGAUCGAGGCUAUACAGAGGCAUGGGCUUAAGGAGGAAGAAUACGGGUGGUACGUGGAUUUGAGGAAGUAUGGGAGCGCGCCUCAUGGGGGCUAUGGGCUGGGGUUCGAACGACUGAUUAGCUGGAUGAGCGGGAUUGAGAAUGUACGGGAGUGCAUCGCGAUGCCGAGGUGGGCAAAACGGAUGUUGUUGUAA
Molecule: messenger RNA, 1389 nt
Organism: Suillus subaureus
Lineage: Eukaryota; Fungi; Basidiomycota; Agaricomycetes; Boletales; Suillaceae
Exons: 5
Coding region: 1-1389 (462 amino acids)
Biological process (GO): asparaginyl-tRNA aminoacylation
Cellular component (GO): mitochondrion
Molecular function (GO): nucleic acid binding; asparagine-tRNA ligase activity; ATP binding
Source: RefSeq, a predicted model, not a curated record